Messenger RNA from Rosa chinensis, 1152 nucleotides. Its product is annotated as probable cysteine protease RD19D. Gene Ontology annotation, molecular function: cysteine-type endopeptidase activity. The record is from RefSeq and is a predicted model, not a curated record. Lineage: Eukaryota; Viridiplantae; Streptophyta; Magnoliopsida; Rosales; Rosaceae. The transcript has 4 exons. Gene Ontology annotation, cellular component: lysosome. The coding region runs from base 1 to 1152 and encodes 383 amino acids.
AUGGCCGGACCACCUCUACCUCCACCUAUUCUAAUGUGCUUGGUUGGUGUUGCAGUCUUAACCUGCGCACUAACUCUCUGUGUAGCCCUAGAUGUCACCGCUCAAGACUCAAUCAUCCACCAAGUCACAGAUCAUGACAGCUCUCGAAAAUUCUCGAGUGGUAGUAACCUCCUAGGAACCGAGAAAGAGUUCAAGAUUUUCAUGGAGAAAUAUGGGAAGAAGUAUCCAACUAGAAAGGAGUACAUGCACCGCCUCGAUGUUUUUGCCAAGAACAUGAUCAGAGCCGCCGAGCACCAAGCUCUGGAUCCGACGGCGGUCCACGGCGUCACACCGUUCUCGGAUCUGUCCGAGGAGGAGUUCGAGGGGAUGUACACUGGCGUAAGAGGUGGGGCCGGCUUAAACGACUGCGGUGGCGGUGCAGAUAGUACGGUUGAGAAUAUGGAUGUUAGUGGGUUGCCUGAGAGUUUUGAUUGGAGAGAGAAGGGAGCUGUUACUGAGGUCAAGAUGCAGGGUGGUUGUGGUGCGUGCUGGGCCUUUAGCACAACAGGAGCUACUGAAGGAGCCAAUUUCAUUGCCACAGGGAAGCUUGUUAGUCUCAGUGAACAGCAGCUUGUGGACUGCGAUCAUGUGUGCGAUGCAAAAGAGAAAGAUGCGUGCGACCGUGGUUGUGGUGGCGGACUUAUGACAAAUGCCUACAAGUAUCUAAUUGAAGCAGGAGGGUUGCAGGAUGAGGCUUCAUACCCUUAUACGGGGAAGAAGGGUGAAUGCAAAUUCAAUCCUGAAAAGGUAGCUGUGAGAGUGGCCAAUUUCACCAAUAUUCCACUUGAUGAGAACCAAAUUGCAGCGAACUUGGUCCACCAUGGUCCUCUUGCCAUUGGGUUGAAUGCUAUGUUCAUGCAAACCUACAUUGGUGGUGUAUCAUGCCCUCUUGUUUGUUUCAAGAGAUGGGUGAACCACGGUGUUUUACUUGUUGGAUACGGUGACAAGGGCUUCUCGAUCCUCAGGCUGAGCAACAAACCGUACUGGAUCAUCAAGAAUUCAUGGAGCUCAAAAUGGGGCGAACAUGGUUAUUACCGGCUUUGCCGAGGCCAUGGCAUGUGUGGGAUGAAUACUAUGGUCUCUGCGGUUGUGACCAGUUCUAGAGCAUCCUAG